Zymoseptoria tritici IPO323 is the source of this 2466-nucleotide messenger RNA. RefSeq lists its product as uncharacterized. Gene Ontology annotation, molecular function: protein binding. The record is from RefSeq and is a predicted model, not a curated record. Lineage: Eukaryota; Fungi; Ascomycota; Dothideomycetes; Mycosphaerellales; Mycosphaerellaceae. The transcript has 2 exons. The coding region runs from base 1 to 2466 and encodes 821 amino acids.
AUGCCGGCCCAUCUCACCCGCCACAUCUUCCGCCGCCUUCUGGCCAACGAGCCCAUCGUCUAUCGCGGAUGCUUACGGCGACAACUCCAUUCGAGGGCUAGAAUACAUCAUGCAUGGCUGGGCACCUCUACGCCGGGCCACGGAGCCCAAUCGGCACCGCAUUCCCAACGGCGAACCUUUUUCAACUUCAGCAUGUUCCGGAAGAAGCAGAAAGAGAGCAAGGAUGCAGAUAUCGCACCAGGCGUGGAGGACAUGAUGCAGUUCGCGAAGCUUGAAAGAAUGAACGCUCGUCUUCCUCACCCCCAGCACGUGUUAGCUGCGCUCCGAAAGUUCUUUGCUUUCAUAAGGGGAUCUACCAAGACAGGAAUCGAGGAUAUACAAGCGGAGCUGGUACUGCAGUGUCUGCGGUAUUGCAUGCGGACUGGACAAGCUCUUAAACCCGACGGGCAUUCGACUUUCGUCUCCAUGGUCCGCUAUGCAGCGCCCGUGCUUCGUCGUCCGCAUCCGCCGUCCACGAGCUUCCACGCCGACCUCGCCAAAGCGAUUUACGUCGAUGCGAAGGAGGUCGAUGUUGACGACAAAACGGUGCUCGACGCGCUGCAGGUAUGCUGUAAAAUCUUGAGUCGAACAGGGCGUUUCAGCGAAGCUCGUGAACUCAUUGACGACGUUGCACAAGCAGAAGUGGGUAAUGCUGCUGCGUCCGAUACUUCGAGUGUACGGGAUGCGUAUCGACGGCUCUGGAGCGAUGUACUUUACGGUUGCGCUGCAGCCAAUGACGGAGAUGGAGUACGGAGCACUCUGAGGUUGCUGCGAGACCGUGGCUGGGCCGGGCAUGACUCUGUGGCCAGAGCCAUGCUAGUGUAUUCCUUGCAUGGAAGUGAUGCAGGUGCAAUAGAGAAGUGGUUCCUCGAGGCCGGUCAGGCAGACGAAGCAGGAACCUCGGGGGCGCCCAGUGCCGAGGCAAGUGGUCCGUUUCGGCUGAGUGAGGUGCUGCAGUGGUGUCUAGCACAUGGCGAGUUAGAGCUGGGCCACAAGAUCGUGCGGCGAAGCUUGGGCAACGAUCCUCCGAAGCAAGUCUGGGAUACUGUAUUCGUUUGGGCAGCCGGGACUGGAAAGGGCGCUGACGAAAUCAACCGGAUGCUGGACGUUAUGGAGGCUUCCAACAAGAGCAAGGCCAAUCGCGAUGAGUGGAGACUGCCAGACAUCCAAACUAUCAACGGGCUGGUGAAUUACGCUGUGUCGAGGAAUGACCCUUACUUGGCCGAGCGCUUCAUCGCCUUAGGAAAGGCCAGAGGCAUCGAGCCCGAUGCUUGGACAUAUGUGCUGCAAAUGCAGUAUCGACUCACGGUCAACGAUGUUGACGGUGCUCUUGUGGCCUACAAGAAUCUCCAAGCAGCAGGCGAUUCUUCAGAGAAGGAUGGACCGACUGUGAACAAGCUGAUCGUUGCGUUGUGCCAAUCGCAGAGGCACGACUUUGACACGAUAAUGAACGUAGCGGCCGAUCUCUCGGACCGACAGGUGCGGUUCGAGGCGGAAACGGUCUCUAGGCUUGCCCUUCUCCACCUCAGCCGCGACGAGCUCCACGAUGUUAUCGACCUUCUUAAUACGCACUCCUUCCAUUUCUCCUCGACAGAACGGGAGAGCAUUCGAAAUAGCCUUGUAGGAUACUGUACGGACCCAGCGACCAGAACGCCUCGAGCCUGGGAUGCGUACUGCAUUCUUCGCAAUAUCUUCGACGAGACUCCUCGGCCGCAAAGGACAAAAUUGAUGGAAGAGUUCUUCCGCCGCGGGCGACCAGACAUGGCUGUCAAUAUUUUCAACGCUAUGCGCGCCCACUCACGAAGCGACACGUACCCCACGACGGACACCUAUGUUUCCGCGUUCCUGAAUGCAGCCAAGAUCAAAGAUCUUGACAGCCUUGAGGUCAUCCACAACCAGCUCAAGCUGGACUACAAUAUCGACCCGACGACCUAUCUGCGGAAUGCCCUCAUCAUUGGCUACAGUGGAUGUGGCCAGCCGCGUCGGGGCCUGUCUCAAUGGGACGACAUCGUCGCCAGCAAGGAAGGCCCGAGCUACAACAGCAUUCACAUAGCGCUGCGUGCGUGUGAGCGGUCUCCAUUCGGUGACAUCAAAGCCAAGGACAUUUGGGCGAAGCUGCGACGAAUGAAGAUCGAUCUCGAUCAGAGUAUGUGGGCCAGCUAUGCGGGAGCUUUGGUGGGCAACGGUGACAUUGCAACGGCCAUCGACACGAUAGAGAAGGCGGAGAAAGACAAUGAGGCUGAGAUCGAUGCGUUCCUAAUUGGCAGCAUGUACAACGGUGCGCCGGGACAGAACAAGCAAAAGGAAGUUGAGGAAUGGGCUAAGGAGGCGUACCCGAAUGUCUGGAGCAAGCUUGAGUCCAUCGGUUUUGAGGAGGAUGACAACGGCAUGAAGGUCUUCAAGUUGCAGAGAGACGUGAGUCCUUAA